AUGGAGUCACUCCUGCUGCCGGUGCUGCUGCUGCUGGCCGUACUGUGGACGCAGGCGGCCGCCCUCAUUAACCUCAAGUACUCAGUGGAAGAAGAGCAGCGUGCCGGGACGGUAAUCGCUAACGUGGCCAAGGACGCGCGAGAGGCGGGCUUCGCGCUGGACCCCCGGCAGGCCUCCGCUUUCCGUGUGGUGUCCAAUUCCGCUCCGCACCUGGUGGACAUCAACCCUAGCUCUGGCCUGCUGGUCACCAAGCAGAAGAUUGACCGCGACCUGCUGUGCCGUCAGAGCCCGAAGUGCAUCAUCUCUCUCGAGGUUAUGUCCAGCUCAAUGGAAAUCUGCGUGAUUAAGGUGGAGAUCAAGGACCUGAACGACAAUGCGCCCAGUUUCCCAGCGGCACAGAUUGAGCUAGAGAUAUCAGAGGCGGCCAGCCCCGGCACACGUAUCCCGCUGGACAGCGCCUAUGAUCCCGACUCUGGCAGCUUUGGGGUGCAGACUUAUGAGCUCACGCCCAACGAACUGUUCGGCCUGGAGAUCAAGACGCGUGGCGACGGUUCACGCUUUGCUGAACUCGUGGUGGAGAAAAGUCUAGACCGCGAGACUCAGUCGCACUACAAUUUUCGAAUCACUGCACUCGACGGCGGAGACCCGCCGCACUUGGGCACCGUGGGCCUCAGCAUCAAGGUGACUGAUUCCAAUGACAACAACCCGGUGUUUGGCGAGUCCACCUACUCGGUGAGCGUGCCUGAGAACUCGCCUCCCAACACACCCGUCAUUCGCCUUAAUGCUAGUGACCCAGACGAGGGCACCAACGGCCAGGUUGUCUACUCUUUCUAUGGCUAUGUCAACGACCGAACACGCGAGCUCUUCCAAAUCGAUCCACACAGUGGCUUGGUCACUGUCACCGGUGCCCUAGACUAUGAAGAGGGCCACGUGUACGAACUGGACGUUCAGGCCAAGGACCUGGGGCCCAACUCUAUCCCAGCACACUGCAAGGUCACCGUCAGCGUGCUGGACACCAAUGACAACCCACCGAUAAUCAACUUGCUGUCGGUCAACAGUGAGCUUGUGGAGGUGAGCGAGAGCGCCCCCCCAGGCUACGUGAUCGCCCUAGUUCGGGUGUCUGAUCGCGACUCAGGCCUCAAUGGACGAGUGCAGUGCCGUUUGCUGGGCAACGUGCCGUUUCGCCUGCAGGAGUAUGAGAGCUUCUCCACUAUCCUGGUGGACGGUCGGCUGGAUCGUGAGCAGCACGAUCAGUACAAUCUUACCAUUCAGGCGCGCGACGGCGGUGUACCUAUGCUGCAAAGUGCCAAGUCCUUUACAGUGCGCAUAACUGAUGAGAAUGACAACCACCCGCACUUCUCUAAGCCCUACUACCAGGUCAUCGUGCAGGAGAAUAACACUCCCGGCGCUUAUCUUCUCUCUGUGUCUGCCCGCGAUCCUGAUCUGGGUCUCAAUGGCAGUGUCUCCUACCAGAUAGUGCCGUCGCAGGUGCGGGACAUGCCUGUAUUCACCUAUGUCUCCAUCAAUCCCAAUUCGGGUGAUAUCUAUGCUCUGCGAUCCUUCAACCAUGAGCAGACCAAGGCAUUUGAAUUCAAGGUGCUGGCCAAGGAUGGUGGCCUGCCCUCACUGCAAAGCAACGCCACGGUGCGGGUCAUCAUCCUAGACGUCAAUGACAAUACCCCAGUUAUCACAGCCCCGCCAUUAAUCAAUGGCACUGCUGAGGUCUACAUCCCCCGAAACUCAGGCAUAGGCUACCUGGUGACUGUUGUCAAGGCAGACGACUACGACGAGGGCGAAAAUGGUAGAGUUACCUAUGACAUGACUGAGGGUGACCGCGGCUUCUUUGAAAUAGACCAGGUUAAUGGCGAAAUCAGAACCACCCGCACCUUCGGCGAGAGCUCUAAAGCUUCCUAUGAGCUUAUUGUGGUGGCCCAUGACCACGGCAAGACGUCUCUCUCAGCCUCUGCGCUGGUCCUAAUCUACCUUUCCCCGGCUCUUGAUGCCCAAGAGUCAAUGGGCUCAGUGAACCUAUCCUUGAUUUUCAUUAUCGCCCUGGGCUCUAUUGCUGGCAUCCUCUUUGUCACUAUGAUCUUCGUGGCAAUCAAGUGCAAGCGCGACAACAAAGAGAUCCGAACCUACAACUGCAGUAAUUGUUUAACCAUCACUUGUCUCCUCGGCUGUUUUAUAAAAGGACAAAACAGCAAGUGUCUGCAUUGCAUCUCGGUUUCUCCCAUUAGCGAGGAGCAAGACAAAAAGGCAGAGGAGAAAGUGAGCCUAAGGGGAAAGAGAAUCGCUGAGUACUCCUAUGGGCAUCAAAAGAAAUCAAGCAAGAAGAAAAAAAUCAGUAAGAAUGAUAUCCGCCUGGUACCCCGGGAUGUGGAGGAGACAGACAAGAUGAACGUUGUUAGUUGCUCCUCCCUGACCUCCUCCCUCAACUAUUUCGACUACCACCAGCAGACGCUGCCCCUGGGCUGCCGCCGCUCUGAGAGCACUUUCCUGAAUGUAGAGAACCAGAAUACUCGCAAUACCAGCGCCAACCACAUCUACCAUCACUCUUUCAACAGCCAGGGCCCCCAGCAGCCAGAUCUGAUCAUCAAUGGUGUGCCUCUGCCUGAGACUGAAAAUUAUUCUUUUGAUUCCAACUAUGUGAACAGCCGAGCCCAUUUAAUCAAAAGCAGCUCCACCUUCAAGGACCUAGAGGGCAACAGCCUGAAGGAUAGUGGACAUGAGGAGAGUGACCAGACUGACAGUGAGCAUGAUGUCCAGAGGAGCCUGUAUUGUGAUACUGCUGUCAAUGAUGUGCUGAAUACCAGUGUGACCUCCAUGGGAUCUCAGAUGCCUGACCAUGAUCAGAAUGAAGGAUUUCAUUGCAGAGAAGAAUGCCGGAUUCUUGGCCACUCUGACAGGUGCUGGAUGCCCCGGAAUCCCAUGCCCACUCGUUCCAAGUCUCCUGAGCAUGUGAGGAACAUCAUCGCGCUCUCCAUUGAAGCUACUGCUGCUGAUGUUGAAGCUUACGACGACUGUGGCCCCACCAAGCGGACUUUUGCAACCUUUGGGAAAGAUGUCAGCGAUCACCCAGCUGAGGAGAGGUCCACCCUGAAAGGGAAGAGGACUGUCGAUGUAACCGUCUGUAGUCCCAAGGUCAACGGCGCUAUCCGGGAGGCAGGCAACGGCUGUGAGGCGAUUAGCCCUGUCACCUCCCCCCUCCACCUCAAGAGCCCUCUGCCCACGAAGCCUUCCAUGUCUUACACCGUUGCCCUGGCUCCCCCGGCCCGUGAUCUGGAGCAAUAUGUCAAUAAUGUCAACAAUGGCCCUUCCCGUCCCUCUGAAGCUGAGCCCCGUGGAGCUGACAGCGAGAAAGUCAUGCAUGAGGUCAACCCCAUUCUGAAGGAGGGUCGCGACAAAGAGUCCCCUGGUGUGAAGCGUCUGAAGGAUAUCGUUCUCUAAACCAGUCUCUGGGAAGAAGAGAAAGAAACUACGCUGGCUAGCGAAGAUGUAGGAGCUACUCAUUUUAAUUGCUCACCAAUGGUUGGUUCUUGAGUGGCUAUAUUUCAGAGCUUUCCCUAAAUGUAUUGUUUAUAAAUGACUAUCAUUCUGUGACAAUCCCUCUCGUUUCAACAGGCAGCAGGGGUGUUCAGUUAGAGCAAAUUAGCUUUGGCUUGAGUUGUUCAUGGGGCCUUGAUGUUGGGGAAACAGACAAAUUCAGUUGUGAAAAGUAUUAUGUAUUAAGUGUUUGAAUUUAUAUAUUUUUCUAUGUCAAAAUUAUAAUAUAAAUUACCAUUGUUUGUGGAGGAUUACAUUUAAAAAAAAGCAAAAGAAAAAAAAAAGCUCUGGACACCUUUAAUAAGCUCGCCACUGUUUUUUGUAGUGUAGACAAGUUAAUGGUCAUUUAUUGUGUACUAUUCAUUGAUUCAGUGAUGUGAA
Molecule: messenger RNA, 3924 nt
Organism: Urocitellus parryii (Arctic ground squirrel)
Lineage: Eukaryota; Metazoa; Chordata; Mammalia; Rodentia; Sciuridae
Gene: Pcdh19
Product: protocadherin 19
Biological process (GO): homophilic cell-cell adhesion
Cellular component (GO): plasma membrane
Molecular function (GO): calcium ion binding
Source: RefSeq, a predicted model, not a curated record